AUGGGGGUGAGCGACGCCGGGCGUCCGCCAAUGGGGAGCGCGCCACGCCGGCGUGCAUCGGGCGGGCCGCCGUCGCCGGCUGCGUGGCCUCUUACCGCUAGUUGCGUCUCCGUCUCCGCUACACGCGCAGAGAGAAUCUCUUCUAAUCCAACCAUCAGUCGCUUGAUGAAUAAGUUGCCCAAGUGCGCGCGCUGCCGCAACCACGGGCUCAUCAGCUGGCUCAAGGGGCACAAGCGCCAGUGCCGCUUCCGCGCCUGCGUCUGCGCCAAGUGCUCGCUCAUUGCCGAGCGCCAGCGGGUCAUGGCCGCGCAGGUGGCGCUGAAGCGGCAGCAGGCGGCCGAGGACGCGAUCGCGCUGGGGCUCGUGGCGGUGACGACUGGCGCCGAGUACGGCUUCCUGCCGCAGGGGCCCAUCUUCGGCAUGAGCACCACGGCGCCCCAGAGCGAGCCCUCCGCAGAAGGCAGUGACGGUGGCGACAGCAGCGGCGGCAGCGGGGGCGAGGGCGCUGCGACGUCGACGGCUACGACGGCUGCGCGGCCGCUGGCGGCCGGCUCGCUGGAUCUUCUGGCCAAACUGUUCCCGCACAAGAAGCGCUCCGUGCUGGAGCUCGUGCUGCGCCGCUGCGGCGACGACCUCGUCAAGGCCAUAGAGCAGUGCGUGCCCUGCGACCCAGCCGCUGCAACUGCGGCCGCUGCCAGGUUUUACUACACCAGGGAUUUCAAUGGCCCGUUGUAUUCUCCACAAAGCUCGGAAACUGUACAAAUUGGUUAG
Messenger RNA from Schistocerca gregaria, 771 nucleotides. It is a transcript of the gene dmrt93B, whose product is annotated as doublesex- and mab-3-related transcription factor dmd-4. Gene Ontology annotation, cellular component: nucleus. Lineage: Eukaryota; Metazoa; Arthropoda; Insecta; Orthoptera; Acrididae. Gene Ontology annotation, molecular function: RNA polymerase II cis-regulatory region sequence-specific DNA binding; protein binding; DNA-binding transcription factor activity, RNA polymerase II-specific. The transcript is spliced from 7 exons. Bases 1 to 771 code for a protein of 256 amino acids. Gene Ontology annotation, biological process: regulation of transcription by RNA polymerase II; sex differentiation. The record is from RefSeq and is a predicted model, not a curated record.